GUACUUAUUCGUGCUACUUUUUAAAAACAAGGACAAACUUGGCAUUAGGUCCUACUCAAGGUUUAUGCUUCAUCGCCGUUACUGAUAAUUACUCUUUACGGAACUAUUAUCUGUUCAAAACAUCAUGUUCAAAUACAUUCUUUUCUUCAUAGUAUUUUCAGUAAUUUCGAAGCCUUUGACUGCUGAAAAAUUGGUUAACGGAACUUGUCCAUCUAGUCAAAGAACAUUCUGCUAUGAUGGGAUUAUUGUACCUAUGUGGAGACCAUCCACAGGCAUAACUGCCGGCGACAAGGCUGCUAGGGCCAUCGUUUACUUUUCAGCACUUAUGUAUUUAUUUUUGGGUGUGUCUAUAAUUGCCGAUCGUUUCAUGGCUGCAAUCGAAGUAAUCACUUCGCAAGAAAAGGAAGUGACUUUGAGAAAGAAGAAUGGGGAAACUCAAACGAUAUCCGUCCGCAUAUGGAACGAGACUGUUUCAAAUCUAACUUUGAUGGCUUUGGGGUCUUCUGCUCCCGAAAUUUUAUUAUCUGUUAUUGAAAUAAUUGGGAAGAAUUUUGAAGCUGGGGAUUUGGGUCCUGGCACUAUUGUCGGUUCUGCAGCCUUUAAUUUGUUUGUCAUAAUCGGCGUAUGCAUAGUUGUCGUUCCUGAUGGACAGAUACGUCGAAUUAAACAUUUAAGUGUCUUUUUCAUCACAUCGUCGUGGAGUCUGUUCGCUUAUCUUUGGAUGUAUCUCAUUAUAGCUGUUUUUACGCCUGGAGUAGUGGAAGUUUGGGAGGCACUGCUUACGUUUAUCUUUUUUCCCGUUAUUGUGAUUUGUGCAUACUUAGCCGAUACAAAAAUUUUCUUUAAAAAGUUUCUUAAGAAGAAAUAUCGUGCAACUGCCCUAAUGAAAGCUGCAAACGGUGAUUUAGAAUUGACCAACCACACUGAAGAAGUGACAUAUGCUCCUGCUGAUGGGGACUUAUUAGUUGACGAAUCGGAAUUCGAUCGCCAUCGUAUGGAUUAUGUGGAAGCUAUUAAAGAAAUUAGGAAACGAAAUCCGAAUAUCGGAAUGAAAGAAUUGGAAGAACUAGCCCAAAUGGAAGUGCUUAAUAAGGGUCCCAAGUCCAGAGCUUACUACAGAAUGCAGGCAACACGCCAACUUACAGGGAGUGGAAAUGUCAUCAAAAAAGCUAAAGUUGAACGUCGAAUGUCUUUUGAUGAUAACCGACUAACAACAGAAACAUAUCCUCCACACGUUCAGAGGUUCUUUUUUAAUCCUGGUCACUACACCGUAAUGGAAAACGUUGGAACGUUUCCUGUGACAGUUACUCGUGUUGGUGGCGAUAUGCACGCCGUCGUCUCUGUUGAGUACUUCACUCUGGAUGGAACUGCAGUUGCUGGAGAAGAUUAUGAACCAGUUAAAGGUCUACUGUUGUUUUCGGCUGGCGAAACACACAAACAAAUCAUGAUUUCUAUUAUUGAUGACGAUAUUUUUGAGGAAGACGAACAUUUUACUGUCCAUUUGAGAAAUCUCGAAGUGAAACAUUCGUCUACCAAAAUCGAGCCGGUUCUGGUUGACCCCAUGGUUGCUACUAUUAUGGUUCUGGAUGAUGAUCAUUCUGGAGUUUUUCAGUUUGAUGUGGCUGAUCUUACCGUUAGUGAGUCUUGUGAAUACGCUGAGAUCAAAGUACAGCGUGUUUCUGGUUGCCGAGGUAUCGUUCGAUUGCCAUACCAGACCGUCGAAGGUACCGCUAAGGGAGGCGGAAAGGAUUUCGAAGAUAGUGUCGGAUAUAUAGAAUUUCAAAACGAUCAGACAGAGGGUGUCAUUCGUAUUCGAGUAAUGGAUGAUAAUAAUUAUGAGAAAUCAGAAUAUUUCUAUAUACAACUUGGUGAACCAGUUCUUAUUGACAAAGAUGAAAUAGCAGUUGUACGAUCCAUGGAUAAAUUCCGUCGAGCUCGUGAAAGAAUCAAAGUUCCAAGUCACUUAUUUGCACGCAUUACUCAACGGUCAGAUAGUUUAGUAAGUCGUACUAGUUCGACGAAAAAGCGUAAUUCACAAACGCCUAGUGCUAAAGAUGUAAAUUUCAAUCCACGUAAAUCACUUGGUUUCGUAGAAACUGGCCAACCGCGAUUAGGUCAACCAACAAGAAUUAAGAUUACAAUUACAGAGAGUACAGAAUUCAAGAAAACCGUUGACAGGUUAGUGAAACAAGGGACACUGGCCUUAGUGGUUGGUACAUCAUCUUGGAAAGAACAGUUCGUUGAGGCGAUAACUGUCAGUGCUGGAGGCGAUGUUGACGACGAUGAAGGAGAAAAAUUACCAACAUGCAUGGAUUAUGUGAUGCAUUUUUUGACCGUUUUCUGGAAAGUCCUCUUUGCAUUUGUUCCACCAACAGACUAUGGCGGAGGUUGGUUUUGUUUCACUGUAUGUAUACUGGUUAUUGGUGUUUUGACCGCAGUUAUAGGAGAUGUGGCGUCGUCAUUCGGUUGUUCAAUAGGAUUGACUGAUGCUGUUACUGCAAUAACGUUUGUAGCACUUGGCACCAGUUUACCAGAUACAUUUGCAAGUAAAGUUGCUGCUAUCGGUGAUCAAUACGCUGAUUCAUCUAUAGGCAAUGUAACUGGUAGCAAUGCUGUAAAUGUAUUCUUAGGUAUUGGUUUAGGCUGGAGUAUAGCAGCUAUAUAUCAUGCAAUUAAAGGAACACAAUUUUUAGUUCAACCAGGAUCAUUAGGUUUCUCCGUUACUACAUUUUGUAUAUUUGCUGUGAUAGCAAUUAUUUUGAUUAUGUUUAGACGUAAAAAAUCUAUUGGUGGUGAAUUGGGUGGUCCAAAAGUUGCAAAAUAUACUUCAGCUCUAUUUUUAUUUUUCUUAUGGUUUGUUUAUAUUCUCUUAGCUGGUUUAGAAAAUUAUUGUAUUAUUGAAGGUUUUUAAUUAUUAAAAGAAGAAAGAGAAAAAACACAAAUAGAUAAACGAAGAAAUCAGAAAAGAAAUAGGAAAAUUGUUUACAAUAACAACAUUACACAAAGUAUAUACUUUCAUACAAUAUAAAGUAAAACAAAACUAUACAAAUAUAGAAUCAUCAAUGUAACAUUUAUCUAAUUAUAAAUAAUAAAAAAAAUGAGAGAAAACAACAUUUAUUAUUCCAUUAACAACAUUACUGACUUAUACAAGAUUCAUAUAAGUGAUUUAUUAAAAUUACUAAAUACAUAUGCAUAUAAACACAAUUCUUUAAAUGUAUUACAGAAGUCAAUGUUGUUGUUGUUGUGAUUUAUUUCUUUGUUAAAUUGUUCAAUAGAAAGUUAUUAACGGUGACAUUAAUCAUGACAAUAUUGACACAUAUUGAUAUCUUAUUGUUUUAUUAUUAAUAAUCAUACUUCAUUAAAUAGUUUUAGGUAUAUAAAUAGUUGUACUUCGUUAUUUUCCCCUUGCCUGUAUCUCUUUCUUUCUUGUAAUCAUGCAGCCAUUUUCAUUUACAACCUAAAAACAAAAUAGAUUUACUAACUGAAUAGACCGUUAAACUUGUUUUCUCUUUAUUUUAUGAUUUAUAAGUUUAUUCUCAUCAAUUAAAUUGUCUUUUUUUUGACACUAAUUAGAGAAAAGUAAAUCCUAGUGAUAUGUUUUAGUACUCAUAUAUUUAUUGUUUAUGAUAUAAGAGUAAAUGAGUGUAAUCUGUAUAUUGAUCUGUGCUUGUACACUAAUUAUUGAUAACAGAGUCUUAAUGUAUUUUAUUUUCAUAGAUAUUACUUUGCACCUUUUUUUUAUUGUGCACAACCCAACAUCUUUACUACAUAUACCAAUACAUUAUGAUAUUUAUAUAUAUAUAAACUGAAAUAAACGAUCAUAAAUUAGAUUUUAUAGUUUUCCUAAAUACUUUUCUUGAUCAGUAAUUAUAAGGUAAUACAAUGAGAAACAUAUAUCCACAUCUAUAAUCAUUCUCAUUGUUAUUUAUUCUCAUUCGUAUGUACAUUUUCAAAAUAAUGAUGGAUAUUGUUACUACUUGUAUAUUGAUUUCUUUAUCCGUUCUUUUAUACAUUCGUUCAUUCAUUCAUAUAUGAAUUUAUCUAUUACUUCAAUUUACAUUGUGACUUGAAUUCACCAAUACUAGGCAUCAACAUUUUUAAUCGUUUCUAAUUGCAAGGAGAUAAAAUAUUAUCCACGUUGCAUAAACUCAUCAUAAUAAGUGGAAACAUGACCUUGUUGAAGAACAGUAUUUGUGUAAAGCAAUUAAAUUAAGUUGAAGGAAAACACUUGUUUAUUCUUUUUUUGAAAGUAAAUAAGCCUAUAUAUAGAUAGAUAUACUGGUCAAAACAAAUCAGCACUAAAACCGUAUCGCUUCUUUCGAUUUUCACAAUAAAAUAAACAAACAAAUAUUCCUAUUUCGACUUUAUAAUUAUUCUAAGGAUUUAUUCCGAAAAAUUAUGCUCAUGUUGUUGAGAGCAAUAUUAAUGUUAACUAUUCGCAUACAAGUUCAUUGGUGUUUUAAGAGCAUAGUCAUAUGAAUUUCUUACUUUCCAACAUCUCAUUCAUGUGAAUUUAACUGAGUAUUUCUUUUACAAAUAGAAUUAAGCAUCAUAAAUUCUGUACAUAACAUAUUUGUACAUACAUUUAGUCUGAUUUAAAUAUAUUUCUCUGCAUGCAGUGCCAUUUCCUUGCCUUCUUUUCAACUAACUUUUAAAAUAUCAAUCGUUUUAUUUUUCUUUUGGAUUCAUGUACUUACCAUUUUGAAUCCAUCAUCUCAAUAAGAUAAACCAUUUAAUUUUUUCUUUGAAUUUCUACACUUUAAACAUACACCUUCUGAUAUUUGGUUUUUUUCUUUCUUCCUUUCUUUGAAAUUCUUUCAUUAUAUUUCUUGGAAGACCAAAUGAUCAAUAAAUAUUUCAGGAUGAAAUGAUUUAACAUUUAAACGUGUUGUUACACCUUUUAAAUUACACAUAUAUGAGUUUAUUAAUAAAAUUUAUGAAUGCAAACAGAAAUCAAAAUCAGCGGCAUAUAAAUCUGAAUUAUUCAUUUUCACAUUUUGUAUUUUUACUCCAUAUCCCAAUGUAAUUUUGGUGUAAUUUUAUAGUGUUAGUUAUAUUUUUACCUACCACAUUUAAUAUUAAUUGUCAUAAACUUAUUAAUUACCUAUAUGUAUAUUUACAUAUAUGGAUAUUUACUGUUUAACAACUUUACACCAUAUUUGAAAUAUAAGAAAGUAUUGUAUUUACAUUUUUGUUUCUGCCGUCCAUGUACGCGUAUAUUACUGUAGAUUAUUUACAUUAUUUCUAAAAUAAAUAAGUUCUCUCUCUCUC
Schistosoma guineensis is the source of this 5271-nucleotide messenger RNA. NCBI's taxonomy places the organism in Eukaryota, Metazoa, Platyhelminthes, Trematoda, Strigeidida, Schistosomatidae. The record is from the annotation of a GenBank genome assembly.